UUAAUUAUUUUGCAGUAUUGCUUUGGUUAUUCGGAAAAUUGUUACUCGAAAAAAAAAAAAAGAAAAAUCAACUCAAAUCGUAAACUAUUUUGAAUAAUCAUAAACUAUUUUGAUAAUUGACGUAUUGAUCAUUGUAUGCAUUAUAAAUUGCGUUAAAGGCAAAAGGUAUAUUUCAAUGGGUGUAUUCGCGUUUAUUAUUCAAAGCGGAGCACCUCAGUCGAACACCGAUCAGCUCCGCUAUGUAUGAGAGCGCGCGAAACUUGGGAAAUAUGUUUCUUGACACAUAUACACUGGAGAACCGUACCACUUUCUGACAUAUAACAGUAGUAUAUGCGGCACACGACGAGUAGAUGACGGUUUCUUUCUCUCUCUCUCUCUCUCUCUCUCUCAUAGAAAUACAAGAGACAUAACGGUCUCUUCGCCUGUUGUCCCAUCGUGUUACGAAUACGUGCGUAUCCGAAUCAUGCGCGUCCAAAAAAUCUGAUUUAGUUACGCGUGCGGGAUUUAAAAAGCCAUGCUACCGAGUAUAUUGCCAUUUGCAUUUGUUCACGAAUUCGAGACGCGUGCCUCCCUGGUUUGCACGCCGCUCGUGCGUCCAGGCGAGACGGCUUAUGAACCGACCGAGAUUAUACCAGGAAUACUAGGUAACGGGGACAUCCUGUAAGGAUAAAUUCAGUCUUGGUUAAUCAUUCCAGAAGAAGUCGACACUCGCGCGUGUGACUUCUCGUAUAAAAAUUCAUUCAUAGUUAAUAAUAUUAAAGAAAUAUAAUUUAAAGUAAUGAUAAUGAGAGGAAAGAAAGAGCACAAAAAUUAUCUUUAAAAUAUUUACAACUUCAAAAAAACUAUUCGCUAUUUUAAUAUAGAAGUGAUAAGCGAUCAGAUACGAUGAAGAAAAAUAAUUGCAAAGUGGGAGAUGAGAUUGAAAUGUUACGGGAGACUCGAUUCGUCAGUGGAAGCACUUACGAAGGGUCGUGGAAUGCCAUUGAAAAAACCGGCGUCGGCAGAUAUGUCACACCUUACAAAGUUGUAUUGGAGGGAGAAUUUCGGAAUGGCAUGCUUCAUGGUUGCGGAAGUAUGUAUUGGCCACGUGGACAGGUAAUGGAUAGUACCUGGAAUCAUGGAAAAAUGGAACAAAAGCGUUAUACGUUUGCGGAUGGUUUAUCAUAUCGAGAAGAUAAAUGGGAUUAUUGUACAUUUCCUGAUCGGCGAUUUUACAAUUGCAUAGUAAACGGACUGAGACCAGCCAAAAAAGUAUUGAAAAGUAAUGAUCAACCAACUAAAAUUAUUCCUCCGUUCUGCUACGAUACUGGUAUCGGUAUAUUCGAUCCAGACAAGAAUUGCAUAAAAUCAUAUCGUAAUUGCAAAAAAAUAAUCAACAUUCCAACGAGUAUAGAAAGUAAAUGGAUCAAGGAAAAUUGCCGAAAAGGCUGGUCAGAACCGACAGGUCAUCAAAAAUGGUUAUGUGAAUACUGGCAAUCGGGAGCGGCAGAUUUUGCAACGUUACCGCACAUUUCGUCAGAAGAUGAAACGGAAAAUUGGUGGCAAAGACUGACGAAAUUUGCCAGACAUGCGCCAGACGAAGUGAAUAAAACACAACUGCGUUAAAAAAUGUCGUUAAACUAUUAAACAAUAUAAGGGA
Molecule: messenger RNA, 1639 nt
Organism: Cataglyphis hispanica
Lineage: Eukaryota; Metazoa; Arthropoda; Insecta; Hymenoptera; Formicidae
Product: MORN repeat-containing protein 5
Exons: 5
Coding region: 886-1605 (239 amino acids)
Source: RefSeq, a predicted model, not a curated record